AUGGCGGCCAACAAUGGUGCCAUGCUUCGAAGAGGUCAAGAAGGAUAUGAACUGAGAAAAGGCCAUUUGAGGGAAAGUCAAGAUUGUCUGCAUAAUGUAGCUCAGGAACGUGUGGGAGAGCUGCUGCAGGUUCUUAAAGCCUUUGUAAACAAACACCGAACCUUCAAUUCAGAUGACAUUCUUACUGCCGCAGGAGUAGUUGUGGCCAAAGUGAAUGCUGUGAAUGCCAAAGACAUUAAUGAAGAAGAUAAGAGACAUCUUUGCACUGAAAUAUUUUCAUCUAUUGAAACACUGGCAUUCACCUUUGGUAAUGUUGUUUCAGAUUUCCUGAUGGGAGAUGUAGACAGUGGUUCACCAUUGGGACUUUCUUUGCCCCCAGAAAGUCAGUCAAUGGAAAACAUUUCUGAGAAAUCUUUGGGAUUGCUGCAUGAAAGAGAUGAUCUUCAAGGACCUCUGUGGCCCAAAGAUUUGGAUAGCAUGCUUCUGAGGAAUGAGGAUGGGGUUGAAUUGGCAUUGUCAUAUGCUAAAACAUGGUCAAAAUAUAUCAAGGAUGUAGUUACAUGGGUUGAGAAGAAAAUCAACUUGGACCUGGAAUAUGCUAGAAACAUUGCAAAGAUGGCAGAGACAACUAAAGUUAUUAUCAGAGUACAGGAGUUUAUGCCAUUCCAGACUUUAUUCAUGAAUGCUUUUGAUAACGAUAUUGAGAGCAGUCAGCUUUCACAAAAAACAGCAGCAGCUCUUCAAGCCAACAAAUUUGUUCAGCCUCUCGUUGGGAGAAAAAGUGAAUUGGAUAAACAGAGGAAAGAAAUGAAAGACAUAUGGCUACGAGAACAGAAGAAAAUGCAAGAGACAGAGGCAUCUCUCAAAAAGGCAAAACUCUUGUGUAUACAACAGCAAAAUGAAUAUGAAAAAGCCAAGUCUUCCACCAUGUGUGCUGAAGAGGAAUGUCUGAGCUCGAGUGCAGGUCUUGGGAGAGAGACCAGCAAACAGCUAGAGAAAAAGCGAAAGCUGGAAGAAGAGGCUCUGCAGAAAGUAGAAGAAGCAAAUGAACACUACAAAGUUAUGAUGACAGAUAUGGAAGAAAAGCGAAACGAUUUAGAAAAUACUAAAAGUGAAAUUUUAACACAACUUCGUGAACUUCUUUUCCAGUGUGACUUAACUCUUAAAGCUGCAGUAGUUAACCUCUUCCAGAUGCAACACGCACAGGUUGGGCCUCUGCCGGUUAACCACCAGUCUCUCUGUGAGAAGGCCAAGUUAUACGAUCCUGGACGAAAGUUUGCAGAAUUUGUGAAGGCAAAAACUUCACCCAAGGAUGACAUCCCAAUAAAAUCUUGUUCUUUUGAAAAUUCUAAAAUUGAUGGUAAGGGAUCAACAAAUAAUCAGCACGCUUUCCAAGGAAACUUACGUCAGAAUUCUGGAGACUGUCCAUUUCGUUUAUUAGAUGAUAUUGGAAGCCCUAUUUCCCGUCCUGAAAAAAUUGGAGAAAAAAGGUGCUAUAGCAGCAUGGAUAUCCCAGGUGUCAGAGGCCCACUUCCCUUCAGAUCAUGGUCAGUUGGUAAUCAAUGUGGUGGAAUGUGGAGCGAUUCAGAGAGUGCUGGAGGAAGCAGUGAAUCAAGGUCUAUGGAUUCUCCUCCUGCCAGUCCAGGAGAUUUUAAACACAAGCUUCCUCGGACACCAUCGACAGGGACUAUGUCUUCGGCUGAUGACCUAGAUGAAAGAGAACCACCUCCUUCUGAGACUGUGUGCGAGUUCAGUGGAGGAAGGUCCCACCCCAGUGACAUCCUGGCCAUCAUUUGGUGA
This is a messenger RNA of Gracilinanus agilis (Agile Gracile Mouse Opossum), 1800 nucleotides long. RefSeq names its product rho GTPase-activating protein 29-like. The transcript has 16 exons. Gene Ontology annotation, cellular component: cytoplasm. Gene Ontology annotation, biological process: activation of GTPase activity. The record is from RefSeq and is a predicted model, not a curated record. The coding region runs from base 1 to 1800 and encodes 599 amino acids. Lineage: Eukaryota; Metazoa; Chordata; Mammalia; Didelphimorphia; Didelphidae. Gene Ontology annotation, molecular function: GTPase activator activity.